AUGGCAUCGACAACACAACCGCAACAACAAGCAUGGGCUAGUCGUCCACCUGGCCCUCCAACAGAAGAAGAACGCCGUCAAUUCGACGCUGAAUUCAAACAAGAUUUUCUCAACGAGUAUCGCAAACGAUAUGGUGAUGCGUUAAUUUCAGCCGUUCAGACAUGGGAAUUGUUCCAAACAGUUGAGGAUCAAUGGCAUGCAAAGAUGAGACAACGACAUCCUCCACCACCCCACCAUCACGGCGGACCACCACCACAUCAUUUCGGUGGACCCCCACCUCCCCAUUUUGGUGGACCGCCACCACCACAUCAUGGUGGACCUCCACCAGAUUUCGAAGAAAAACGCAAGCAAAUUUUAUCAGAUCUUAAAAAAGACUUUGAAAAAGAUUUCGCAACAACGCACGGCUCGAGUAAAGUGAAUGCUGAUCAGGCUUGGCUACUCAUCCAAAAAGUUCAACGAAGUAAACAUGAAAAAUUUGAAGCCGAUCGACGAAAACAUGGACAUCACCAUUUUCCGCCACCACCACCACCAGGAGCGUAUGGACAAUAUCCAUCAUCGCAAACCUAA
Molecule: messenger RNA, 567 nt
Organism: Adineta ricciae
Lineage: Eukaryota; Metazoa; Rotifera; Eurotatoria; Adinetida; Adinetidae
Source: the annotation of a GenBank genome assembly